AUAAUGCAUGUAGGCCAACUCAUAAAUGACAGGGUCAGGAAUGUGGUCUUUGACGGUGGGUCUCUAUAUAUCACUCUUUCAACAAGUACACGUUGUACAUGGCACUGUUCCCUCGGCGGCCCUGUUUGUGGGGAUGGGAUAUGACAUUCUUAAGGGAAACCCGGACGGUGAUAGUCAUGUGAAUGUUGGAAAAGAUCCGGGGCUGUUGAUGACGCGCCAAAUUCUAAAACUGGAUCCACCAGAUACCCCGCGGGAACUAUCUUACCACGAAUAUUCCCUGUGUUUCCCUACUCACUAUAGAGAAGUCUUCUACGGAACCAAAUCCUACCAAAGCAGGCUUCUCCAUGACCUCAUAGAUAUCGGGAAUACUACAGCGAAUAUAACAAGCCAUGCAUUCUCUUUAAGCGAAGGUUUUCAGGUUAUAAGUCGGGGAACCAGUCAAGAAGAUUUUGUGUAUAUCGAUGAAAUCAGCUUCUGCAAUAAGGGUAGAUCCAGGUACAUGUCCAGUUUGGCACGCAGCCACAAGUUCAAUAUCGGGGACGAGUUCGCAGUUUCCGUAUGCACACUUUCUAGAGCAUACGACCAGCAAAUCUACAUGAAAUUUCUGCAGGACUGGGGCACUCAUGUCAUCAUGGAAGUUGAAUUUGGUUGGGAGACCAAGACAAGAAAGAGAAUAGCUAUGAAAAACAUCGUUCAGUCUCUUGUUGCAACUAAUCCCGAACUCCUGGUACCAACAGGUGCUGUCAAUGUCCACACUUCUACGAUCUCUGUGUCCAAAUCGUUCACUGAAAACCAGAACUCUCUCAAAACCCUAACUGCAAAGAUGACCACCGUCUCAACGUCGUCAAGGGGCAGUAAGCAAAUCAGCGAACCAAUAAAAUACAAGGUUGUAAGCAUAGACGAAAUGUUGAAUGUAGAUUACUGGCAGACUCCGGCUGAUAUUGUGGAUGAAAGACAUUGUGCAUCAGGCUUUGAGAACUUACUACCUGUGUGGCAGCGAAACAUCAAGAAAGCUAUGGGUCUUUACGCAGCAUAUCACAACGCACCAACUGCUACAGAAUCAACUCUGGAACAUUCCUUCUCCUGGCCUAGGCCGCCUUUUGCACUUCCAGAACCCCUUACAGGUUGCCCUGGAGAUAAAAGUCUUUGGAAAAUUGGAAAUGUGACCCAUCAAGUUGGUGCCGGCAAGGUUUUAUUUCCCAACAACACUUUCCAUUAUCAAGGAAUACAUUUGAAAGGUUUGCAGAAGUCAUCGGUUUUCGAAAUGUCCUACUGUAGUCGAAAUCAGUCCAGUAUUCCUUUGGAGGAUCCCUGGCCUAAAGGAUCUUACUGCAUUGCUCAAGUAUCAAAUCAAUGUCCUGCAGGGUUUUCCAGCGGAUACAUCAGGUACAGUCUAUAUUCUAGACAUCACCCCCAACAAGUCAUUCAUCUGGUAGGAAUCUCUGGAGGAAUUCCGAACAUUCAAACAUCGCCGGGACAAAAUUAUGUGGUGAAUUACUGCUGCAGGAAUGAUGGAUCGGUUGAUCAGCCGAUAAUUCUACCUUACCAAGAACCCUUCUACCUUUAUCCUGAUCAGAGAACGAGGAAAUGUCAAAAGGUGUUCGGAAUGCGAUAUAGUGAUGAGUGGGUUAAGUAUCCCUACGCAUACUCGUACAGCCGCUGUUCUUAUCAUUUUUACCCGUAUGACGAGGACUGUGAUCAUUACCACACCGUCCACUACUGCUACUACAGUAGAAACACGACCGUCAUCUACAGUGGUAAUGUAAUUGGAUGAUGGAAUGUAACCAGCUCUUUAGUGAGACUGUAUUGAACAGUAAAUCAAGGAACAAAUAAACUCCAUUUUUUUUCUUCUAAUAAA
This is a messenger RNA of Ostrea edulis (European flat oyster), 1858 nucleotides long. RefSeq lists its product as uncharacterized. Gene Ontology annotation, molecular function: wide pore channel activity. The coding region runs from base 26 to 1774 and encodes 582 amino acids. The record is from RefSeq and is a predicted model, not a curated record. Gene Ontology annotation, cellular component: membrane. The transcript is spliced from 10 exons. Lineage: Eukaryota; Metazoa; Mollusca; Bivalvia; Ostreida; Ostreidae.